AUGUGCAUCCUGAAGCUUCCAAUAGUUCUCAUUUUGCUGUCUCUUGCAGUAAACCAUCUGAAAGCUACACCCGUUGAAAGUCAUCAGGUGGAAAAACGGAAAUGCAACACUGCCACUUGUGCAAUGCAACGUCUGGCAAAUUUCCUAGUUCGAUCCAGCAACCAUCUUGGUUCCAUGCUCUCACCAACCAAUGUGGGAUCCAAUGCAUAUGGCAAGAGGAAUACAGUUGAGGUUUUAAACAGAGCACCGUUGAGUUACUCACCCCUCUAG
Molecule: messenger RNA, 270 nt
Organism: Orycteropus afer afer
Lineage: Eukaryota; Metazoa; Chordata; Mammalia; Tubulidentata; Orycteropodidae
Gene: IAPP
Product: islet amyloid polypeptide
Exons: 2
Coding region: 1-270 (89 amino acids)
Cellular component (GO): extracellular region
Molecular function (GO): hormone activity
Source: RefSeq, a predicted model, not a curated record